GUAUUUGGUGAUGGUGUGUGUAGUACGGCGGUGUGCGGGCAGCGUGAUGGGCGGCUGUCACAGGCUAGGCGGCGAGUGGGCGUGCGGGCGGGCGAGCGUCCUUCUUCUCCUAGUGAUGCUAGACGCAACCCGAGCCAGCCGAGGGGGGGUGAGCUUGGAUCUUCGCUCGGGCAUCGUUCGAGGGUUCAGCCCACACGUCAAGUUCCUCGCCACGCCCACACGCCCACCCAAUGUCAGUUCGGCGCUCCUGGAGGAAGCAGACGGCUGUGGGCGCAGCGCCGUGCUGGAGGUGCAGACAACGGGCGCCGGCGGCUCCAUCCUCGAGGUCAACCUUGAAUACUCUUCGCCAAGACUUUGGACGCUGCACUUAGCGGACUCUCCUUCGGCUACCGGCUACAAGGGAGGGAACUACACCGAGGCCCACAUCAAGAACCGACAGUGGCGAGUGUACGGGAAGGGCGAGGGUAUCCUGCAGGGGGCGCUGGACGGGCAGAACCUCUUGGCUGUGACGGAUAAUAUCGCCAGGAACUACCACCCCGUCCGGCUCUACGUGUCCCAUAAUCUGCUUGAAUGGCGAUACAGGAGGAAGUUUCGCGGCCGACGAGGGAGAGUGCAAGGCAAGGCCGCCUUCUCCCUCGGCGCCAGGAACCCCGAAGGCGGCGAGACCAGCGUCGGGCGUCUCUACCUCGGCUUAAACAGGGUCAUCGGCUGGCCAGGAGAGGCGGGCGUGGGACUCUGUCAUGUCACGGUGACGCUGCUCAAUGACGCGUGCAAGACAGGGCGCCACAAGUGCGACAGAAACGCGGUGUGCAAGAGCUUCAAACGCCUCCACAGGUGCUCCUGCAAGAAGGGCUGGGAAGGAAACGGCCGCGCAUGCGCAGACGUGGACGAGUGCCGCCUGCGGAACGGCGGCUGCGUGCACGUGUGCGCCAACUCGCCGGGCAACUACAGCUGCUCGUGCCACGGGGGCUUCGCGCCCGACCCGCUCGACCCGCACAACUGCCAGGACGUCGACGAGUGCGCGGAUCGCAACGGCGGCUGCCAGCACUCCUGCAGGAACACCAUCGGCUCCUUCGCCUGCGGCUGCAGAGAGGGCUUCACGCUCGCCACCGACGGCCGCUCCUGCGUCGCGUCGCCGGUGUGUUGGAAUCUCCGAUGCCAACAACACUGUUUAGUCAGCGCUGCCGGGAACCCCUCCUGUGGAUGUCGCGAAGGUUACGUCCUCGUGAGGGCAAGACAGUGCGAACCAACGUGCGCUGUUGGUAAUGGAGGCUGCCAACACCACUGCCACCAGUCCACUAAUGGGCCCGCUUGCACCUGCCACUCCAAGUACCUCCUGGCAGCCGAUGGCCAGUCUUGCGUGCCCUCCUGUGCCAUCAACAACGGGGGAUGCGAGCGCCGUUGCCACAACACCGCCACGGGAGUUCGAUGUUCUUGCACCAAAGGGUUUCUGCUGCACUCCGACCACCGCUCCUGUCUUGAUGUGGACGAAUGCGCGACUGACAACGGAGGGUGUGAAUACCGGUGCAUCAAUAACUACGGCAGCUACGAAUGCGUGUGUCCAACCGGCUACAAACUCCAGCCGGACGAACGCACCUGUCGGGACGUGGACGAAUGUGCUGUCAAGGGCACCUGCGAACACAUGUGCAUGAAUUCCCCGGGGUCUUAUCAGUGCUCGUGCAAGGAAGGAUACCAGUUGUUUGCAACGGCGCACUGCGGGGACGUGAACGAAUGCAGCGUGGACAACGGCGGCUGCAGCCAGGAGUGCAUCAACAUCGAGGGUUCGUAUAAGUGCGCAUGCGAAGCCGGAUACCGCCUGCACCCGAACGGCAAAGACUGUCUGCAGACGGACAAAUGCACGCCGCUGAGGAACCCAAAUAAGGCGGAGGUAUCAUGCUACCACCUGGAGGACUACGGUUACGAGGAGCGGUGCACGGUGCGCUGUCGUCCGGGCGCGCGCUUCACCUCAGGCCCCGAUGACUACUACGUGUUCACCUGCGGCCGCCACACCGCCUUCAGCUGGACGACACAGGAGCCCGCUGCUAACGCCUCCCACCUUGCUUGUUCAGAAUCUCAGGUCGAGCCAGGAUUUAAGUGGUCGGUGAGGCUGAUGCUGACGACCAGUGUUGCCAAUAACACGACGCUCCCCUCCGUUGCCAAACCGCUCAUGGACGCACUGACAGUCAAUCAGAUAAUCCGCGCCGCCUUUGAAGUGCUGGUGUUCCCUCCGCCGCCUCAACGCCGGUGCCGCCACAGCUGUGCCCGGCGCCACGCUCGGAGGCUCAUCCCUGGCGUCCUGGGCACCCUGAGGAAGACGCUCCUUAAUCUACGGGAAGUCAUCAGCGACACCGGCCAGAGGUACGAGAUUAUCCCGAAGACGUUCAAGACCAGGCGACACCACCAGGAGGCGUGUCCAGACGGCUACGUCCUCAUAGGGAACAAGUGCGUCGCGUGCAGCCAGGGGUCAUACCACGACCCGCGCAGCAACCUGUGCCUGGCGUGCCCGGCCGGGAAGUACCAGGAGCGCGAGGGCCAAACCUCGUGCCAGGCGUGCCCGCCCUCCGCCCCCCCGGGAGGCCCUCACAAGCUCGCGGCUCGCAACGCCUCCGAGUGCUCUGACGCGUGCCCUGCUGGCCACUGGAGCAUUGACGGCUUCAGCCCUUGCCGCCCCUGCCCUGCCGGGACCUUCCAGUCUGACAUCGGUAGGGUAGAGUGCAUACCCUGCCCGGAAGGACUGACCUCCCCUGGUGCCGCUUCCUCGCUUUCUCAGUGUCUCCAGGGCGCUCAAGUUUGCCAGCCGGGGCAUUUCUGGAGUCGCACAUCCCGACAGUGUGAGAGCUGCCCCCAAGGGUACUACCAGCCCGACGAAGGCGCCUCCUCCUGCCGCCAGUGCCCCGGGGGCGUCGACACUGAUCACACAGCUUCCGUAACCGUUGAUGAUUGCAAGAGACAAGAAUGCGGUGGUUUUGUGGGGAAUCUCUCGGGGGUGUUCGAAACCCCAAACUACCCCGGCAACUACCCAAACAACGCGAGAUGCACUUGGAUCGUUAAGCCUGCAAAAGGACGUAAAGUUCUUGUAGUCGUGCCUGAAAUUCGACUGAGUCACGACCAGUGUGGAGACUACCUGGUGUUGAGGAAAUCCAAAUCGCCGUACAGCACCGUGACCUACGAGACGUGUUCGAGCGUGGACCGGCCGAUGGUGUUCACUUCUCGUUCCCGCCGUCUCUGGGUUCACUUCCGCAGCGACGGGAACGGCACGCAGCAGGGGUUUCGCAUACGUUUCGUCACUUACAAUGGUUGUGCCGCCAUUCCCAAGCAGGACCGAGAGCUGCUUCCUCGCCUCCUGGAGGUGGUCGCGGAGCCCAUCAAGUACUACGAGUAUGCGAAGAAGAAGGAGAAGCUCUUUCCCUCGUCCUUCAUCAGGCUGCUCACGCCCAAGGUCAGGAGGUUCUUCUCAUACAAGAGGAGAUAG
Messenger RNA from Penaeus indicus, 3472 nucleotides. Its product is annotated as signal peptide, CUB and EGF-like domain-containing protein 1. Gene Ontology annotation, biological process: signal transduction. Lineage: Eukaryota; Metazoa; Arthropoda; Malacostraca; Decapoda; Penaeidae. Gene Ontology annotation, cellular component: cell surface. The record is from RefSeq and is a predicted model, not a curated record. The transcript is spliced from 23 exons. Gene Ontology annotation, molecular function: calcium ion binding. Bases 11 to 3472 code for a protein of 1153 amino acids.